GGCGGUUCUAUAAGAGGCGUAGGGUGCUGCGCACACAGAGCCUGGCCUCUCUAAGGAGGGCUGCAGCCUCUCGCUCCACACCCCGGAAAAGCCCUGGCUGGGCGUCCGAGUCAAUUCGGUUCAGCGAUGAUCGGAUAACGGAGGCACAUCAAGGAAUAAAUCCCUCCUCGCCAGCCGCGUUGAUCUCAUCGCUGGGGCUCCUUCCCUACAUAUUUAUGCUGCCUUUCCCUCUCCCCGCGAAGAGACACUCGGUGCUUGCAGGGGAGGAGAGAGAGAGAGAGAGAGAGAGAGGAGGGGGGACUGGGGGAAGCUACUUAUUCCUCCCCCGGCGCGGGAGAGCGGCGCAGCCACCCCAAUUUGUGGGGGAAGGGGGAAAUCCACCUUGGCCGGCCAAAGGCGGCUCCUCUGCUGGAAGAAGAUACAGAAGCUCAAGAUCCAUUCAGAGCCUAAAAACUAGACUGUGGAGAUGUCUGUGAAGUGAGCCAGUUCCCAAGCACAAGAUCAAGGGAUGGUCCGAGGCUGUCAUGUUUCCUCUCAAAUGUCUUGUCCCUGUGUCUCUCUUCAGCAGAGAGAUGCCUAGUUCUGCGCCUGCUUCUGCCAGCCCAGCCUCCUGUUGGUGACACACUCUUGCUGUCCCAGUGAAGGUUAUCCGGGCUGCUGGCAUCAUUACCGUACAAAAGAGAGAGAGGAGGGAGGAAUGAAUGAAUGAAAUUAUGCUGCUGAAGACAGAGCUGGAACUAAUGUGCAACGACUGAUGCUCUGCAGAUUUUGCAAUAAGGCAAGUCAUUCCAGAGCCAACAAGUUCCUCCUUGCAAGCAGAGGUAAACUGUGCUCUCUUCUCAGCUGCUAAUCUCUCUGCUCAGCGGUGGGCUAGUCUGUGCUCAGUGGGUCUAGAGGUCUUGGGCUGCAGGCUAGAAGACCAAGGGCUACCAUGGAAGAGAACAUGUUCAGUGUGCAGCAGAUACAGCCAAAUGUCAUUUCGGUGAGACUCUUCAAGCGUAAGGUUGGGGGUCUCGGGUUCCUGGUGAAGGAACGAGUCAACAAGCCCCCGGUAAUCAUCUCUGACCUGAUUCGGGGAGGGGCAGCUGAGCAAAGCGGCCUCAUCCAGGCUGGGGACAUUAUCCUGGCAGUCAAUGGCCGGCCCCUGGUGGACAUGAGCUAUGAGAGUGCCCUGGAGAUCCUGAGGAGCAUCGCUUCGGAAACCUAUGUGGUUCUGAUCCUGAGAGGUCCUGAGGGCUUCACCACUCACCUGGAGACCACUUUUGCCGGUGAUGGGAUGCCAAAGACUGUUAGAGUAACCAGACCUUUGUGCCUAACUGCCAAAGUGGUCGACUUGUCCAAUCCAAGUAUCAACAGCAGAGAUGUGCAGCAGGGUGCAGACCAUACCAUGGGCUCGGCUAGUUCAGCAUGGGCCAGGGAGAACAGGAAGGAAGCAGAGUCCCUUGUGCACGUCAAUGGUGUGAUUACCAGCACUAAAGGCGAGGACGGGAAGGGAAGGGACAAUGCCGGUGCCAAUCCUUGCCUGAACGGUGGGGUCGAAAACAAUGAGCUGCUAAAAGAAAUAGAGCCAGUCCUGAAACUCCUGAAAAGCGGUAGUAAGGAACUCAAUGGAGACACGCCAACCAAGGUGGAGACAAGAGAUAUAGAAGUCCAGGUGGACUGUUUCAGGGAAGUGGACAAGUCCCAGAAACCCACGCCAACCGGGAUGGAAAAUGACCAAGUUUUCAAUGACCUGUGGGGGAAGAGCGACACGCCCAUCGUCCUGAACAACCCCUACUUGGAAAAGGAGCAGCCACCGCCAUCUGGCAGACAGUCCCCAACUAAGAACUUGGUGAAUGGAAGCCCUUCUAAGUGCCCACGUUUUGCCAAAGUCAAGAACUGGGAGACUGGCUCAGUGCUUCAUGACACUUUACAUCUCAAGACAGCCAUGGCCAGUGCGUGCACAAAGCAGAUCUGCAUGGGCUCAAUAAUGACACCCACCCAGCAUGUCCGGAAACCAGAAGACACCAGGACAAAAGAGCAGCUGCUCCCCUUGGCUAAGGACUUCAUUGAUCAAUACUACUCCUCCAUAAAGAGGUUUGGCUCCAAGGCCCACAUGGAGAGGCUGGAAGAAGUGACCAAGGAGAUUGAAACCACAGACACUUACCAGCUGCGGGACACAGAGCUGAUCUACGGAGCAAAGCACGGCUGGCGCAAUGCAUCCCGCUGCGUAGGCAGGAUUCAAUGGUCCAAGCUACAGGUGUUUGAUGCCCGAGACUGCACCACAGCUCAUGGGAUGUUCAAUUACAUCUGCAACCACAUCAAAUACGCCACCAACAAAGGGAACCUCAGGUCUGCUAUCACCAUAUUCCCCCAGAGGAUGGAUGGCAAGCAUGACUUCCGAGUCUGGAAUGCCCAGCUCAUCCGCUAUGCUGGCUACAAGCAGCCAGACGGUACCGUUCUGGGGGACCCAGCCAACGUGGAGCUCACAGAGAUCUGCAUCCAGCAAGGGUGGAAGGCUCCUAAGGGGCGAUUUGAUGUCCUGCCACUUCUCCUCCAGGCCAACGGCAAUGAUCCCGAGCUCUUUGAGAUCCCCCCAGAGCUGGUGCUGGAAGUACCCAUCCGGCAUCCCAAGUUUGCCUGGUUUAAGGACCUGGGGCUGAAGUGGUAUGGUUUGCCAGCGGUGUCCAACAUGCUGCUAGAGAUCGGAGGCCUGGAGUUUACUGCCUGCCCCUUCAGCGGCUGGUACAUGGGCACUGAGAUCGGAGUCCGCGAUUACUGUGAUAACUCUCGCUACAACAUGCUGGAGGAAGUAGCCAAAAAGAUGAACCUGGACAUGAGGAAAACCUCCUCGCUGUGGAAAGACCAGGCACUGGUGGAGAUUAACAUCGCUGUUCUGUACAGCUUCCAGAGCGACAAGGUGACCAUUGUGGACCAUCACUCAGCCACAGAGUCCUUCAUCAAGCACAUGGAGAAUGAGUAUCGUUGUCGCGGGGGGUGCCCAGCCGACUGGGUGUGGAUCGUCCCACCGAUGUCCAGCAGCAUCACCCCAGUCUUCCAUCAGGAAAUGCUCAACUAUCGGCUCACGCCCUCCUUCGAGUACCAGCCUGAUCCUUGGAACACGCACAUCUGGAAAGGGGUCAAUGGGACUCCAACCAAAAAGAGAGCCAUCGGUUUUAAAAAACUGGCCAAAGCCGUGAAGUUCUCUGCCAAGCUGAUGGGGCAGGCAAUGGCCAAGAGGGUCAAAGCGACCAUCCUCUAUGCCACGGAAACGGGAAAGUCCCAGGUCUAUGCAAAAACCUUAUGUGAAAUCUUCAAGCAUGCUUUCGAUGCCAAGGUGAUGUCCAUGGAUGAGUAUGACAUCGUCCACCUGGAACACGAAACCCUCGUCCUGGUGGUCACUAGCACCUUUGGCAACGGAGACCCACCAGAGAAUGGGGAGAAAUUCGGCUGUGCGAUGAUGGAAAUGAGGAAUCCCAACUCUCACCUGGAAGAGAGGAAGAGCUACAAGGUCCGUUUUAACAGCGUCUCCUCGUACUCGGACGCACGGAAGUCUUCAAGUGACGAGCCCGAAGCCAGGGACAACUUUGAGAGCACAGGGCCUCUGGCUAAUGUCAGGUUCUCGGUGUUCGGCCUAGGAUCACGUGCCUACCCCCACUUCUGUGCCUUUGCCCGUGCCGUCGACACCCUGCUGGAGGAGCUGGGAGGGGAGCGCAUCCUCCGCAUGGGGGAGGGGGAUGAGCUCUGUGGCCAGGAAGAGUCUUUCAGGACGUGGGCCAAAAAGGUCUUCAAGGCAGCGUGCGAUGUGUUCUGUGUGGGAGACGACGUGAACAUUGAGAAGGCCAACAACUCCCUCAUCAGCAACGACCGGAGCUGGAAGAGGAGCAAGUUCCGCCUGACCUACAUGGCUGAGGCCCCCGAGCUUACACAAGGUCUGUACAGUAUUCACAAAAAGCGAGUCUAUGCCGCCCGGCUUCUCAUGCGCCAGAAUCUGCAGAGCCCAAAAUCCAGUCGGUCAACAAUUUUCCUGCGACUUCACACCAACGGGCAGCAGGAGCUGCGCUACCAGCCUGGAGACCACCUGGGAGUGUUUCCAGGCAACCACGAGGACUUGGUCAGUGCCCUGAUGGAAAGACUCGAGGAUGCACCCCCAGCCAACCAGCUGGUGAAGGUGGAGCUCUUGGAGGAGAGGAGCACAGCUUUAGGUGUGAUCAGUAACUGGACGGAUGAGAACCGCAUCCCACCUUGCACCAUCUUCCAGGCAUUUAAGUGCUACCUGGACAUCACCACGCCUCCCACCCCACUGCUGCUGCAGCAGUUUGCCUUACUGGCCACAAGCGACAAGGAAAAGAAACGUCUGCAGGCCCUUAGCAAGGGCUUGCAGGAAUACGAGGAGUGGAAAUGGUCCAAGAACCCCACCGUGGUGGAGGUGCUGGAGGAGUUCCCGUCCGUGCAGAUGCCCUCCACCCUGCUGCUCACCCAGCUGCCCGUGCUGCAGCCUCGCUAUUACUCCAUCAGCUCCUCCCCUGACAUGUCCCCGGACGAGGUGCACCUCACCGUGGCCGUGCUCUCCUACCGGACUAGAGAUGGGGAAGGACCGAUACACCAUGGGGUCUGUUCUUCUUGGUUCAACCGGAUACAGGCUGAUGAAGUUGUGCCCUGUUUUGUAAGAGGAGCUCCUGGGUUCCACAUGCCACAAGAUCCCCAGGUUCCCUGCAUCCUGAUUGGCCCAGGUACGGGAAUCGCCCCGUUCCGGAGCUUUUGGCAGCAGCGGCUCUUUGAGAUCGAGCACAAAGCACUGAAGCCCUGUCCGAUGAUUUUGGUCUUUGGGUGCCGACAGUCCAAAAUCGACCACAUUUACAAAGAGGAGACCCUCCUAGCCAAAAACAAAGGCAUCUUCAAAGAGCUCUACACAGCCUACUCCCGGGAACCAGACAAACCAAAGAAAUACGUGCAGGACGUGCUGCAGGAGCAGCUGGCUCAGUCGGUGUACAAAGCGCUGAAGGAGCAGGGAGGCCACAUCUACGUGUGCGGGGAUGUCACCAUGGCCGGGGAUGUCUUCAAGGCCAUUCAGCGCAUCGUGAAGCAGCAGGGGCAGCUGUCCGUGGAGCAGGCCGGUGCUUUCAUUAGCAAGCUGAGGGAUGACAACCGAUACCACGAGGAUAUUUUUGGAGUCACCUUGCGUACGUAUGAAGUGACUAACCGCCUUAGAUCUGAGUCAAUUGCGUUCAUUGAGGAAAGCAAAAAGGACACGGAUGAGGUUUUCUGCUCAUAACCAGAACCCCUUGCCCCAGACGGGAUGCCAAACCAGUUGCAGCGGCAGCCGCCCCCCUCCAGCUGGAGGGUGCUGGGUUUUGUAUUUACACGGACACGGCGGCUCCUUUUCUGCAGGGCCUGCCCACGGAAAGUGCUCUGUCUCUCGUCCUGUCGUUGUGUCCCGAUGAUGAUGGUUUCCCUUUCCUUUCUCUCUCUGUCGUCCUGUGGCGGUUUCUUUUCACUCCUUAUUUCCCUCCUCGGAGUCCCCCGCUGAAGUGCGAUGGCUUUAUAAUCCACAGUGGCUCUUACGAAACUACGUUUCUUCUUCUCUCGGUCCAACGAGGGUGUUUCGCGGCUGCAUGAAAUCACCACCUUCGUGAUCAUCUGCAUUCGUUGGUGUCUGGGGGGAUGGGGCUGGAGGGGGGGGAGCUGGCUGUUCCGGAUCAGGCAGUGAGGACUGGAGAGACCCCUUUCCCCACCUCAACGUGGAACUUGGCUGAAUCGCUGCAUCUUCCUCGCUUUGCUUUGGCCUCUCCCGGCCUGGCCCAUGUGGAUGGAAAGGAAGUAUCACCCCCUUUCUUGCUGGUGAUGGAGGCCCCAGAGCUUUGUUUUUUUUGAGGGGUGGAGUUCAUCUGUGUUCAUGGGUAACAAUUCACCUAAGUGAGCUCUGUGCUGUUUGUAUUGUCAGUCCCACGCCCCGCCCCCCCUUGCCUAGUCCUCUCGUGCCUGUGUGCCCUGUGCUGAUCCUGCUGCUGCAAAAGUCUUCACUGGCAAUGUGCAAGCACAGCAUGUGCAGACAGGUGUUUCUGCAACAGGGCAGCCCGUGGAUGCUCUCUGGUCACGGGGAAGCACAGGGUGUACUGCCCACUCUGCAUCCAAACCUUUCCAGCCUCCGAUGGGAGUUAAGGGUAAAUGUGGCCAGCCGGCAUGAGAGGGCUACAGGUUAGCUGAGAUCCCUGGAGGAAAGAUUUGUGAAGCGGGGGGGGGUUGCGUCCUGUCACUUCCCUGGAUUAACAGGGCGCUGGCAGUGGGCACGAGUCGUCUCCAGCAAGGCCAGAAUAUGUAAGGUGACAAGGCUGGGAGGCGGAGUAGCUCUGAAGCCAUCUCUGCCCAGGUCCAAGCAGCACCUGCUUAUAAAAAGGUUGAUAGUAAGCCAGUAAGUAGCCACUCUAUGGGGUCUGCUACGGCCAUUUCUGACCCCAUGUAACGCCCCCUUCAAUGAGUAACAAUUACCUUGAAUACUCAAAGCAUGGCAAGUCUGUCCUAGCGCAAUCUUGUGAGAUGUCCUUUCUCAGGGGCGGCCCCCCAAGGAGCUGCAACGCUCUCGUGGUGCCAGGCUGGCUGCAACAGGUGCCUCCAUGCUGCAAAAAAACCCAAAUCCUCUCCAUGCCCACUCUGCCUGCUGCACACUCGGUGCCACCAUUCAAACUGCACAAGGCCUCUGGGCCGGGAGCUCUCAGGAGAGAGGGGGAGCAAGCCCAAGAAAGAGGCACCGGUGCUGUCUAACACCAGGCUCUGAGGUGCUGACCGCUCAGAUCCACUGCACAAAUCCAGCCCUGCGAGAGACUCUAACAGGGAUGGCUACCAUCCUGGCAGCCCCGAGGUCACUCCCCUUUUCCAGGUAGAAACUUUGCGCCCCCCCCCUCCAUGCUGGCAUGCGCUUGCUCUUGCUCGCUCGUACGCUCGCUCUCUCUCUUAGGCGGAGGGGCUUUCUCUAGUUGCCAGGUUCUUUGGGGGUGUUGGGAGCCGUCAGUCCCUUCCCCCACCUGCGCUGUACAUAGCCAUCUACUGGGGCUAGACUGCAGGCAGCAAUAGCAAACUGGUGCCUUCGGGUAGGCACUGGACCCCCUCCUGCCGCCAGCAUAGGGAGUUACCACCAAGGGGUCAGGACUUGGGCAUGGCAAAGGGAGAAGGUCCCCACAACCGCUGUCACCGAGGGGUUGUUUUCAGAGACCAGGAUCUGCCACUGACUCCCCCAGAGCCAAGCUUCUAACAAAGUGAGUCCAGCCAGGUCUGAAGUCUCCCUCGGCCUAAGUGCGACUUGGCAGCUGGGUUGCUUGCCUUCAGCUCACGUUCACUGGUCUCACGCUAUACGGUGACCACAGGGUUGCUUUGGUUUUGCUGCCUAGAACCUCCAAGGUUGGUAGGCGCUCGCGUGUGCUGCCUACUGCCACAGCAACGUCCCUGGUCUUUACCCGCCCUGACUACCACAGAUGGAUCUGACCCAAAACCCUGGGCCCAGAGGUCCCAGAGCUUCGGGAAAGCUCAGCUCCAGGCUUUUUGCUGCCCCAAUCCAUCUCUUCGGAGUGUAUUGCUCAGCGAGCCUGCAGGACCUUAAAUAGGGACAUGCACAAAUGCUGCCACCUUGUGGUAAUUUGCAUGCACGCUGUUCUGUGAGGGUGGCCCAAUGUGUUGCCCUAUGAGGAUGAAUAAAGAUCCCUGGCUAAGCCCCUGUUCGGUUACAAAAUCACCACUGUAGCGUGGUUACAAGUGACAUGGUUCAGUUUGCAGCAAGGACUGUAUGUUUGCACCCGCCCUGCUGUCUCACAGUGUUUGCCCCGCAGUGCGUUCUGAACAGCUAUCCCGCAGUGCAUCUGCAAGGACUACCGGGCCCAGGGGCCAUGUACACAGCGCUGCUCAUGGAGAAAUGGAUUCUGGGCUGUCCCACUGCACAGAGUGAGGGGGUGAAAGAGACCAGCCCGACUAGGGAAAAUAGAGGCUCCUGUCUAUACUGCAAACCCCCAAGGUGCACCAGCUUAGGUCCCUGGGAGGGGGCAGGUGCGGUUAGCUGCCGCGAUUACUAACCAGGUGGUAUGCAGGCAUAAACCACAUCUGGAGCCAUCAGUUCCAUGUGCUGAUUACAAAGUCUGGUCGCUGUUGUGUAACCGGGGCUAGAGCUCUAGCCAGUUGCAGGGAGCUCUUUAGUGGGGCCGAGAGCUCAGGCAGGCAGCGACCCUUCCAGCUGCAUGUCCUGGUACCCUGGAAGCUGAUGGGAGGAGAGAAUGAGGAGCGCAUCAAGGGCAGAAGGAUGCCUUUGCUAGAGAUUGUGUCUCACAAAUCUGUGUAGGGAUCCAGUCCCUGGGGGCGGGGGAAGAGAUGAGAGAUCCCUUACUCCACCCUUCCCCAUACACACACCAUCCCAACACUGGGGAAGUUUGGAUCCGGAUCCAGCUCAGAACUCUACGGCUGACCUUCCUGUAAGGUGCCAGAGCAAAACCCUGCUUCUCCCUUUAACCACCCCACACAAACUGUGGGGAGAGUUUGAAUUUGGAUCCAAACUUUGCUCCAGGCCCAUCUUUCCUGGAAAUAUCAAUGCCACCUGGAAGCAAAGGAAUGCCCAAAGAAAUGUACUUUACCCCUUCCUCUUUCCGCCUGUGUACUUCAUGUUCAUUGCUGCUGUUCAUUUUCCCAUUCAGUCCUGUGCUCCUGUGACAGCCCCGCUCUGGAAUUAGCUUUGCAGGUACGGAUGCUCCCUGUCUGUAUCUGACUAAGAGGCUGGCUUUGGCAGGAUAGGUUGUGUCUCCUCUUCCUCCUGUCCAAAAUACCCAUGAGCCGCACUAAAAAGCACAGCAAUGGAGGAGGCAUGGCAUCCAGAUUCAGCCUCUCCCCUCGCUAAAGGCUGGAAUUUCCCCAGGUGCCUAUUUAGUUGCAGAGGUGGUGUCCUUGCUGUGGCGUCCGUGAGCUAAGCCAAAUACAUCAGGCCAGAUGCUAAGCUGCUGCAAAUCUCUCUAGCACCAAUGAAGUUGCUCUGAUUUACCCCAGUGGAGGAUCUUCUUCAGGGGCUGCUGAUAUUCUGAAAGGGAAAACUUUAUGGUCUACACUAAUGGUGCUACUACCGUCAGGCUACACAGGUGUGGCUAUUGCUAGAGUGAGAUCUGUUGCUGGGUUUGGAAUUGUUAUUAUAAUUUCUUAAUUACUCACAUAGUUCCCUAGAGGAUCAUGGUCCUUCUCAGAACAGAUAGAGAUGGGUGGUGCUCAGCAUGGCCCUCAUUUUGUUUCUGCGGGGAGUUUCAGCACGGGCAUCAAUGCGAGCACAGUUAAGGCCACGCUGAGUGCUUAUGAAAGCCCAUCCCCAAUCAGCACUGUUUAUCACCUGCAUUGAGAUGGCAGAAUCUCGUGAGGUACUAAGGACCCCCAACUUCCAUUGGCUUCAGUGGGAGACGGGGCAAUCAUCAUGCUGCAGCAUUGGGCCUGAGGGCAAUAGCAGUUACAGUCAUAGAAUAUCAGGGUCUGACAGGACCUCAGGAGGUCAUCUAGUCCAACCUCCUGCUCAAAGCAGGACCAAUCCCCAACUAAAUCAUCCCAGCCAGGGCUUUGUCAAGCCUGACCUUAUAAAUCUCUAAGGAAGGAGAUUCCACCCCGUCCCUAGGUAACCCAUUCUAGUGCUUCACCACCCUCCUAGUGACAUAGUGUUUCUUAAUAUCCAACCUAAACCUCCCCAACUGCAACUUGAGACCAUUACUCCUUGUUCUGUCAUCUGCCACCACUGAGAACGGUCUAGAUCCAUCCUCUUUGGAACCCCCUUUCAGGGAGUUGAAAGCAGCUAUCAAAUCCCCCCUCAUUCUUCUCUUCCGCAGACUAAACAAUCCAAGUUCUCUCAGCCUCUCCUCAUAAGUCAUGUGCUCCAGCCCCCUAAUCAUUUUUGUUGCCCUCUGCUGGACUCUCCAAUUUUCCACAUCCUUCUGUAGUGUAGGGCCCAGAACUGGACAGUAAUUAUAGCUUUGCAUGCACCAAGCCGCACUCACCCGCAAUGCAUUAUUCCCUUGUAAUCUUGUUCCAAAUCUAUCCCAGGCUGUGGGAUUUCAGCUCUGGCUUCUCUCAUAUAACUACCUUUAUUUACUAAAACUUCCGGGGUGAUGGAAAAAGCUAAUGAGAUCGUGGAUUGAAAGCGUUUCGUUCCAGGACUGAAAUGGGCUCUAGUGGGGUCAGGGGUUUCUGAGUUUUGCUAAAGCUAUGAUGAUGGCAUGUGACCUAUUUACACAUCACAGCACAUGCUUCUCUUCUCCCUGCUGAGACAGUAUUACAACAGGACACGGCCUGGACUCUAAAAUGCCCCGUGCGGGUACUGUUGCCUAUAAGGGCCAAUGACGAGAAGCUGCAAAGCUAAUUUCAAACACAGUCGUUUAUAGACUCUCUGCUGGUGAGAGCUGCUCACAGCGAGAUGCUAAUCACACAGGAAAGUACCUUUCUUUCUCAUUCGUGUCCCAAAGUGUGGGCCAGAUUAUGUGGGCAUGACUCAGAGGCAGUAAAACCAGCUGUGUAUGGCUCCCCCGCUGGUUUAAGGGAUCCCACAGGCUAGUUCUUUACAGCAGCUUGCUCUGAAUCACCACUGAAUAGAGUUAGUUGGAAAAUGGUCUAUAUGUGGGGGUGGGACUGGGUUUUCAUGGAAAAUGUGGAUUUUGUUGGGUCCUGUUGGGAUCCAGGAAGUGGGUGGGCGGAAAUUCAAAUACUGAAAACUGAAAUCUUUGGGGUUUGAGGCAUUGUUUUUUUGACGAAAAAUCUAAAAUUUCCAUGGAAAGUGGGCAGUUUGAGCCUCCCCCUUCCUCUCCCCCCACACAAAGUUUAGUCAAAAAUCAAUUCUCCAACCAAAAAAACAGCUCUGACAGAAAAUUUUCAACUAGUUCUACUUGAAAAUGUAGCAAAACAGACAAUAAAUGCAGCAACCCCUGCCCCAUCUGCUCUGGAGUUUACCCUGUGUUUGAAAGAAUUAGGGUUUUUUUAAGUUGUGUGUUCAAAAAAUGUAAAAGUUUGUGUUUCCACAAGUGCCAACCAACAAGCAGCUUUAGCUUUACUAAUGAGGUUCCAGACAUUUUGCAUGUGUCAUCGAUUCCAGGGUGAGCUGAUUGCACCCAUCCAAGGCUGUGUUCGACUCUGCUAAAGAGUGCUGAGUUCAUAGCAGAAUCCAGUCACUUCAUUUCAAAAACAACUGCAGCUGGUUGAACAAUGCAAAACCAAAAAAUGGGGACAUUUUUGUUGAAAUUUUUCAUUGACAUUUUAAAAUUAGACUGAGUUUUGACCAGCACUU
Dermochelys coriacea (leatherback sea turtle) is the source of this 11260-nucleotide messenger RNA. RefSeq names its product nitric oxide synthase 1 (gene NOS1). The transcript has 29 exons. Lineage: Eukaryota; Metazoa; Chordata; Testudines; Dermochelyidae. The record is from RefSeq and is a predicted model, not a curated record. The coding region runs from base 932 to 5254 and encodes 1440 amino acids. Gene Ontology annotation, molecular function: nitric-oxide synthase activity; NADP binding; calmodulin binding. Gene Ontology annotation, biological process: nitric oxide biosynthetic process.